Molecule: messenger RNA, 855 nt
Organism: Fimicolochytrium jonesii
Lineage: Eukaryota; Fungi; Chytridiomycota; Chytridiomycetes; Spizellomycetales; Powellomycetaceae
Product: NLI interacting factor-like phosphatase-domain-containing protein
Exons: 3
Coding region: 1-855 (284 amino acids)
Molecular function (GO): phosphoprotein phosphatase activity
Source: RefSeq, a predicted model, not a curated record
AUGUAUCAUUUUGCUGAUUCAUUUCAUAAUCAGAAAUCUGUUGGAUGGCGGGUAGCAACAAGGCCAGGCGUUAAGCAAUUUUUGGCCAACUUGAGCAGAUACUACGAAGUCGUCAUUUUCACCAACUCGCCGGGCUACCUUGCCGAACCAGUGUGCCAAGCAUUAGACCCUCACUUCUUCUACGCAAUGUAUCGUCUCUACCGGGACCAUACUAAACUAGUCGAUGGCGUCUACGUCAAAGACCUCAGCCAACUUAACCGCGACAUCGGCAAAACCAUCAUCCUCGACAUCAACCCCGAAUCGUACAAGCUGCAGCCAGAGAACGGAUUGAAGCUGAAGCCCUGGAAGGGAGAGCGCGGAGACCAGGAAUUGAAGAAGCUGGAGACGUUCUUCGAAGAACUGUACGUAUUCGCAACCAUUUACGGCAUGGAAGACAUCCGUCCCAUCCUCAACAUCGUCAACUCGAUCGACCCGGACGAUGUUGCCUCCUCGUGGGCAACCUACAAAGAAAAAGUUCGCGAAGACUUCAACCAGCGCAUCCCCGAAAUUAACGAAGCUACCAACUCCUCCCGGUCAUGGCUCUCCCGUAUGCUAGGCGGAGUGACAGGCAACACACACAAACCCGUCAACAUCAUCGACACGAUCGAGAGUCUCGCACGGGAAGAACGUGCCCUAGCGGAGCAGGACGCGGAUAACAUGAAGCAGCAGAUGAACGAGGUGCAGAAGCAGCAGGAGGAGUUUAUCAAGAAGCAGAUGGAGGAGAAUAAGAGCAAGGGGCUCAAGUUGUGGGAUUAUUGGAAUGGAGCGGGACAGGUGGCACCGCCCGGCCAGCCUGGGGCGCCUCCGCAACAGUGA